CGCGCGACCACACCUACAUAGCUCACCCGGCUCACCUAAGGUCGCGCGAUUAGCCGGAGCGGCGGAGCUGCUAGCGCAUCUGCCACAGAGUCCCGCGAACACGAACGGAUGAGUGCGCUCGCUCCAUCGGCUUCCCGGCUCGUAUCCUGCUGGGCCUAUGUUCACGCUACUCGGCACACACUGCGAUCAAACGUAAGUAUAAUAAGACCGCCGCCAAGGAACGAGCGUAGGUCCAUCGCGUACGCCGUAGACACAGGACUCUCUCUCGCCUUUGCCUGACCCUGAGCCAGCCUUUGGUUGCUUGCCUGCUUGCCUGCUUGCUUCUGCGUGACGCGCACCCACCUAUCGAGAUACAAACUACUACCACCGUCAUCAUCUGUGUGAUUAGUGAUCCGUGAUUGAUCACCAUGCCGCUCACCCUCACCACCAUCCUCACCCUCGCCGUCUCCCUCUCCCUCUCCUUCACCCCUACCACCCUCGCACAAACCGCCUCAACCACAGCAGCAGCAGCAGCCACUACGACGACCAUCGCCAACGGCGUCCUCCCGUCCUCCGUCCCCGACUCCUGCCAGCGCUGCCUCGCCGCCGCCCUCGCCACCUCGUGCCCGGGCGACGUCCCCGCGCCGCGCUACAAGAGCGACUGCCUGUGCUCCGUCCGCGGGCCCGCCUGGAGCGCCGUCGCCGCCUGCCUCCGCGACGACGCCGUCCCGGCCACCGGGUGCCGCGGGCACGCCGCCGAGGUCGUGCGCGUCUACGCAGACCGCUGUGCCCAGUUCCAUCAGCCCUGGUGCGUCGUCGGCGCCGAUGACCCUGUCGGCAAAGUCGUCGUGAGUCUGGCGCCGGGAAUUGUUUGCACGGGGACCCGCAGCCCGACGAGCAUCCCCGGCUCUGCAACUCGGUCAGCGACCGCCACGGACACUGCCAGCAAUGCGUCCUCAACCGACAACGCCAGUACCGCCUCAGGGACCGUGACGUCUGCCUCGUCCGCCGCCUCGAUGACGCCUACGACAAGCCCCGUGACUAGUGGAGGCACCGGCACCAACACCGCGUCGACUUCCGCGCCUACGUCCACCGCCGGUGCCGCCCUCCUCUCACCACGCAUCGUCGACACGCAUCUCAUCGCCGCAAUCUUUGCUGCCAUUGCGGGCGUUAUGUAGGGGACUGGGGAGGGGGGGAGAAAUUACCCAGUGCGGAACCGUGACGGGAUGUCAAGAUGCUUUCAUGUAACCUGUGUCCAGGCUGUAUCCGUACAUGUCUUUUCGUAACUCAUCCAACUGCGCCUCCGCUACUAGUAUACAUGCAAAACACCGGCUGGCCGUGCGCUGGGCCCGAGCCAGAGGGUAUCUAUUGGCAAAACGAAAGGAAACAAAAAGUGC
Molecule: messenger RNA, 1376 nt
Organism: Purpureocillium takamizusanense
Lineage: Eukaryota; Fungi; Ascomycota; Sordariomycetes; Hypocreales; Ophiocordycipitaceae
Exons: 2
Coding region: 408-1157 (249 amino acids)
Source: RefSeq, a predicted model, not a curated record